Molecule: messenger RNA, 782 nt
Organism: Aureococcus anophagefferens
Lineage: Eukaryota; Pelagophyceae; Pelagomonadales; Pelagomonadaceae
Exons: 2
Coding region: 44-658 (204 amino acids)
Biological process (GO): protein ubiquitination; modification-dependent protein catabolic process
Cellular component (GO): cytoplasm; nucleus
Molecular function (GO): ubiquitin protein ligase binding; protein tag activity
Source: RefSeq, a predicted model, not a curated record
CACCCGACGCGUCGACGCUCACUCGCAGCAUUUACUGAAAACGAUGCAGAUCUUCGUGAAAACCCUGACGGGCAAGACGAUCACGCUCGACGUCGAGCCGAGCGACACGAUCGACAACGUGAAGCAGAAGAUCCAGGACAAGGAGGGCAUCCCCCCUGACCAGCAGCGAUUGAUCUUCGCGGGGAAGCAGCUCGAGGACGGCCGGACCCUCAGCGACUACAACAUCCAGAAGGAGUCGACGCUCCACCUCGUGCUCCGGCUCCGCGGCGGCGUGCGCAUCAACCUGUGCUGGAUGACGGCGGGCAACUGGAACAGCGAGCACAUCCGCGAGGGCUGCACGGAGGGCAUCAUCCCCGGCACGGGCUACAUCAAGUUCCAGGUCGACGUCGACCUCAAGAGCACGAACGUCGCGGAGCUCAAGAAGAUCGCGACGGCGUCGGGCUCCCUGCCCCCGCUCCACUACCCCGUCGGCUUCGCCUUCCACGGCAAGUACAUCAUGGACGAGGAGGGCGCGACGCUCAAGAAGUAUUCGGUGAAACGGGGCGACGUCGUCUUCAUGGACGUCCGGCGCGAACCCUUCGAGCUCCAGAAGACGGGGCCGCCGACCUUCGGCGCGGCGGAGGAGGAGGAGGAGGACGACGACGACGCCAAGGAGUAGGCGGCCCGGAGGCGGCUUGUCGCACGUCGGGGCCGCGCGUUCUACGGAACGCGCGGGCCCGGCGCGCGGGGCCGCCGCCGCUCGCUCUCGCUCGACCAAAAAAUAACCACCAUGACUCUGUUAG